Spodoptera frugiperda (fall armyworm) is the source of this 1450-nucleotide messenger RNA. It is a transcript of the gene RagC-D, whose product is annotated as ras-related GTP-binding protein C. Gene Ontology annotation, cellular component: Gtr1-Gtr2 GTPase complex; lysosome; nucleus. The transcript is spliced from 8 exons. Gene Ontology annotation, biological process: cellular response to starvation; cellular response to amino acid stimulus; regulation of autophagy. Bases 176 to 1339 code for a protein of 387 amino acids. Gene Ontology annotation, molecular function: GTP binding; GTPase activity. NCBI's taxonomy places the organism in Eukaryota, Metazoa, Arthropoda, Insecta, Lepidoptera, Noctuidae. The record is from RefSeq and is a predicted model, not a curated record.
CAAUCUGACAUCUGUUAUUCUGUCUGAGUACUAUCAUCAGGCAAUUCAUGUUUUUGUGCAUUAGAAAUACGCAGUGUUUUAUAAAAUGUUAAAAGUUUAGCCAAUUUAAAUAGAUUAAUAUAUUUAUUUCUAAUUAUUUGUAUAUAAUACCCGUGUAUGUAAUAAUUUUACUAAAAUGAGUUAUCAAGACGAUCCCAGUUGUUAUGUUGGGUCCUUCCCCAAGGACUUCAGUUAUGGGCCUUUCGAGCAAAAUGGAGAUGGUGACAAUACUUCACUGCAGGAAGAUCACAAGCCUAGGAUUCUGCUUAUGGGACUGAGAAGAUCUGGAAAGUCAUCUAUACAGAAAGUGGUGUUCCACAAAAUGUCACCGAAUGAAACAUUAUUUUUGGAGUCAACAAAUAAAAUUGUGAAAGAUGACAUUAACAACAGUAGUUUUGUACAGUUUCAAAUCUGGGACUUCCCAGGCCAGAUUGAUUUCUUUGAUGCAACAUUUGAUUCUGACACAAUAUUUGGAGGAUGUGGUGCCUUGGUCUUUGUUAUUGAUGCUCAGGAUGACUACCAAGACGCUUUGGAUAAGUUACAGUUAACUGUCACCAAGGCAUACAGAGUAAACAGUAACAUUAAGUUUGAAGUGUUUAUACAUAAAGUUGAUGGUCUCAAUGAUGAUUACAAGAUGGAAUCUCAAAGAGACAUUCAUCAUCGGGCCACAGAGGACCUGGCUGAAGCAGGACUGGAACAUGUACACUUAUCAUUUCAUCUGACCUCGAUAUACGACCACUCCAUAUUUGAAGCCUUCAGUAAAGUAGUACAAAAGCUGAUUCCCCAAUUACCAACUUUAGAAAACCUUCUAAACAUCCUCAUAUCAAACUCUGGCAUUGAGAAAGCAUUCCUUUUUGAUGUGGUGUCUAAGAUCUACAUUGCAACAGAUAGUUCUCCAGUCGACAUGCAAAGCUAUGAACUGUGCUGUGAUAUGAUUGAUGUUGUUAUUGAUAUAUCUUGUAUUUAUGGCAUGGUUGAUGAAACUGAAGUGAACACAUUUAACAGUCAAAGUUCCAGUUUAAUAAAGCUGAACAAUGGUACAGUGCUGUAUCUUCGUGAGGUCAACAAAUUCCUUGCGCUCGUUUGUAUUUUGCGUGAAGAAAAUUUCCAAAAGCAAGGUGUGAUAGACUACAAUUUUUUGUGCUUCCGUGACGCUAUAACUCAAGUGUUUGAGUUACGCAACAAAUGCCAGAAUGCUAUAACAUCCAGGGGGACAUCUGGUACUCCAGAGCCAAUACCUAAUGGCGCUGCUGAUUCAACAGAAAGUGCUUCCGACCGCUCACAAACUCAUUUACCAUAGCAUAUCACAGCAACGCUUAUUUUUGCAAACCUAAUACAAUAAUAAUAUGUGUAACUAUAUUUUUUAAAUAACAUUAAGUAUGUGAAUAAAAGAGCAUAAUUAUGUUAAAAA